Molecule: messenger RNA, 1844 nt
Organism: Cyprinus carpio (common carp)
Lineage: Eukaryota; Metazoa; Chordata; Actinopteri; Cypriniformes; Cyprinidae
Exons: 4
Coding region: 986-1600 (204 amino acids)
Source: RefSeq, a predicted model, not a curated record
UUACUGUUUCUUCUACUUUGCAGUCUUCACAUAGUCCAUUUGGAUGCUUCCCUAAUGAGCUAUGAGGUAAAUGGUCUUUUCUGGUGUCAGAUGAAUAAAAUGUUACUGUUGCAACGCAUUCAUCCACCAGCAGAGAGCGUGUCCUGCUGCUAAGAAAUCAACUCUCUUUGACCAAAUAGCUAUCACAUGAAAUCAUCACAGCACAAACAGCUAACAAGAGUUACCAAAAUAUAUCACAAUGGGUGAGGGUGAGCCUGUGACAGACAACCUGAAACAACAUGGAAACACCUCGCUCGAGGCUUGACGGUGGAGGCUUGUAUUGUUUAUGAUGGAACAUUUUCAAUAAACUGCAUACAUAUUUUGAAACAUGGUUUAAGGACUCAAAGUGCAUUUACAGCUGAUGCAAUCCAUUAAAAACCUGUUUCCCUUUAAUGAGAGAUCUUGACAUGACAGGUUCUCUCGUGGGUGGAUAAGUGUUUAUCCAAUUAUUUUUUUUAUUUAUAGGCUAUAUCUCUUCUUACAAUACGUCUUGUUCAAAACAAGUUUUACUAAAAAAAAAAAAAUGUGCCUUACAAAGAGGAAAAUCUCCCAAUGUUUUCAGGUUCUGAGGCACCUUUUGAAUGGACGUCAAGCGUAUAAUUCAGAGGUAGAGCCAUUAAGUCCAGUUAUUCAAGAUUCUGGUAAUAUUAACCGAUAAAUAUCCAGAUUCUAAUAAUAAAAACAGGAAGUGAGCCAGUAUAUUUUCUAUAUUUGGUCUGUCAUCAUCAUUAUGGCAUGAAGGGGAAAUUUUCAGGUUAUUAACAGCACCAACUGCUGGCCAAGAAAUGUUAUAACAACAUAAACAGCUGUUUCUCAAGACGGCUGUAUCAGUCCUGUCGAAAGUGAAAGUUUAGAGGUUCAGUAUUUAGGCUCGUGUGAGCAGCAGAGAGAGUCAGAGAGGAAUGAACUCAGACUGUGAAGACACACAGAGCACAGAAUCACAAUCAUGAAUGCUGUAAAUGCUCUGCAGCUGUUCAUUCUGGUUUGGACCUUUACUGCUGUCUGUCAAGCUGAUAAAGAUAUCAUUGUAAGCUGUGAUGAUGUGACUGGUUCUGUGGGGAGAGAAGUAAAUCUCACCUGCAGCGUCUCUCUGCAGAACAUUGAAUGCUGCAUUGUGAGGUAUUUGUUUAAAUACCCUGAGAUCUUUAAUGACUCUGCAAUCUGUCGUCAAGAUGUUCCUGUGAACCCCUGUGAACAGAGAAACAGUUUCACAUGCCGCUACACUCCAACUACAGUGAUGAGAGAACAAUUCAGAUUCUUUGUGCAAUCAAACUGUGGAGUGGAAAAAGCAGAAAUCUACACUGUUGUCGCAGUUUCCUCAAGACAUGUGAACACAGAAAACCCAUCAGGAUCCUCUCCACCAGAGACAGCAGCAGGAUUCAAGGAGACUGUCUUCACUGUGGUUGUGGUUGGUAUCAUCAUCAUCAUCCUCAUCAUCAUGACGGCGAUCAUUUGCAAAACAAAACCAAACUUCACCAAACUUUGUAGAGGCCAGAACUGGAUGUUUUUGAGAGUCAGACAUGAUGAGGACAACAAUCGUCCAGGAAAUGAGAUAUUAUAGCAUUGAGUUUUGUUCAUUGUGAGUUUUCAUGUGUUGCUCAUAAAACACACAAGCAUUAUUUAAACUCCACUAAACUACAUGCUCUACUAUCUUAUAUCUCAAACUACUGAAUAUAUAACUCUGGCUGUAGGUUUUAAAACUGAUGAUUCCAUUUUAUAUUGAUUUCUGUGAAAUAACAGCAUAUUAUUGAUCUGUUUGAUCAGAGUAUAUGACUUUAAUAAACUCAAACCUUUGUAAACUUUAA